AGCCGUGGGAACUUGCCACCGCUACAGAAGCAGCCGGUUUGGUUGGCUGGUUCGAGUGCACCUUGAGCAGAUCUCGCUUUUCUUGGCCGCCCUCCACCCGGCACUGUUCGGUCUUGGUCGGUGUUUUGCAUCUGCGUCUGCAUCUCGGAGCCAUCCAAAGCGCUGGUCAGCCAUCUCCGUUCGCCUGCCCGCACGUACCAAGUCACUCGCACGCAGUUGAUCUUCAAGCACAAUGAGCAAGCCCCCGGUUCCAGAGCUGAAAAAAUACCUCGAUAAGCGCCUCCACAUCGGACUGAACGGCAGCCGCAAGAUCACUGGCAUUUUGAGAGGAUUUGACACCUUCAUGAACCUGGUCCUCGAUGACGUCGUUGAGGAGGUUUCUGCAACCGAACGACACAACAUCGGCAUGGUGGUGGUCCGCGGAAACUCAGUGACCGUCAUGGAGGCAUUAGAGAAGAUAAAUUGAGGAGCCAAACUCAUUUCUUUGCCGUGUCAGGGCAACUCCAUUUUGGUUCCUGGACCAACACCUCACCCCUCCUUGUGUGUUCUCCAUCCCGCCACAAUACUCAUAAGGGCGAAAUACACAUGCUGUGGCCAACA
Molecule: messenger RNA, 600 nt
Organism: Polychytrium aggregatum
Lineage: Eukaryota; Fungi; Chytridiomycota; Chytridiomycetes; Polychytriales
Exons: 4
Coding region: 233-466 (77 amino acids)
Biological process (GO): mRNA splicing, via spliceosome; spliceosomal snRNP assembly
Cellular component (GO): P granule; U5 snRNP; SMN-Sm protein complex
Molecular function (GO): RNA binding
Source: RefSeq, a predicted model, not a curated record